Molecule: messenger RNA, 2703 nt
Organism: Arthroderma uncinatum
Lineage: Eukaryota; Fungi; Ascomycota; Eurotiomycetes; Onygenales; Arthrodermataceae
Exons: 1
Coding region: 1-2703 (900 amino acids)
Source: RefSeq, a predicted model, not a curated record
AUGGCGACCGUGGCGGACCCCAUCCAGAGGCGCGAGAGCAGUGACAGACCCCAUAUGAGAGCCCAUAAGGCCCUACGGCGAUGGGAUCUUGUCAACACGGACUGCCCGCAACGCUCUGCGGGCGCUGAUACUACCGGUAAUAUGAACAACGGCUUCGUCUACUCGCCUGCGCGCGCGCUUCCUCUCACUCCACCGGCCAUCACAGUCGAAGACCAGAAACCCCCUCCGAGUUCGCAGAACCACGGCACUGAUAACCCCCACGUCGACCCGCAAGGCACCCUGACACCCACAAACAGGAUAAACCUGCUAACACCAGAUAUCACGCCUCCCCGCGUCGUCUCGCGCUCCAAGAAACAAGAUGGACAGGGCCAGCACCUAUCCUCCGUGUCCUCGAGAACGACCUCCUAUGCGACGGCUAGAGAAACACCAUCGUCCGACGAAGAGACCGAGAGAGUCAAGUCUAUCCCCCUACUACCCUGCAAGCACAAACUGCCGCAUCCCUUGCGCAAUACAACCGUUAGCUAUGCGAACACAGGCGAGAUGAGCCCUGAUAUACCUGCACAAGUGACCAAGCAGGGGCGCCCGCUCUUCGAUACAAAUGAGCUACAAGUCCAUAAACGCAGCGAAAAGAAGCCCUCCCCUAGUUCUCGCCGCACCCAAUCUCUUCAAGAGCACUUGCUCUCGCAUGCUCGCCAAGGGAGUCUCCGUGAACGAGUCUGGAGCGAGCAGGAUACCACACCCACUGCCUCGGUUGAAGCCUUUGCAGCGAGCAUCGGCUGGCCCAGUGAAAGCGGUAUGGACAUCAUGGACUCGGCGCAAGCACGCCGCAUCUCAACUGCAUCCACCACCACCAUCGAAGCCGUUGUAAUAGACACUCCACCACAGAAGAAGAGGACACUGCGGCAUAUCGAGAAGAACGGUUCUCUCCGAUCCGUCAGCACACCAACGCCCAGUCCACCCUCUAUGUCUAGACCAGUACAAACGCAGGCACAAGCGCAGCCACGCCUUGCGCAUAAGCGUACCCGGAUCACAAACGAAGAUCGACGGAGCAUCGCGUCCGACAUGUCCAUAGCGACUGCGAGCACCAACCUGACUUUUACUCAACCGAAGCAGGUUGAGGAUGUCAUUCGCGUGGUGGUCAUUCCGCAGCGUCGGUCAUCACUAAGGUCUUCCAUGCCGCCCAAGCCAACAUUACGCUCAGUACAUCCAGGCUACCACAGACCAGCCACAGCCCCUGAUUCGGGCGUAGGAUCGUUCCACAGUUCGCGCAGGCACAAACGACGCACGAUGUCGGAGUCUUUAACCUCUUCAUCUAGUGGUCCUAGCGCUUUCAAACCAAAGAUACCUGCACGACGGUCGUCUCUAUCUGCUCCCACAAGUAGGAAUACCUCCCGCGCUGGCUCUAUAUCUGGCGAUAGCAAUCGGACACCCAUCACUGGCACUGCAAUGAAGGAGCUUCUCAAUUCCAAACCUCUGCCAAGGCUCCCGUCUGAACCAGUCAACCAACCUACACCAAAAAUACAACCAGAGACCGAACGUUUCCUGUCAGAACUCCUACCGAAGCCACUCCGACUGUCUUCAACCUCCAUCCCCACCCCGCAAAUUAUCUUAACCAAGGAGCCGUUCGACCACGCUCAGGAUGGAUCCGUCCGCCCACUAACCCCACCAGGCGGUCCAUCAACGCCAUUCCAACACUCCAUCGAGUCCUUAUCUCUUUCCCCUGGCCCUGUAGAAAUCAGUCAGGCUACGGCUGUCCCUUUCUUCGCUCAUAAUAACAAAUCCCUCUUGGUUGUUGAGCAUCCGCUAUCGGAGGCCCGCCCUUAUACAAGCGAAAUGAAACCACCACCACUCCCUCUCGAAUAUGUCGAAUCACCACUCCGACAUCCUCGUGCUGCGCCUAAACCCCCAGAUUCGGCUGCACAAACCACACCGGCUACACCAUUAAGGCGUGCAAAUACAUUGCCUUCGCGACCUCGACCCCCACUCCCAAUGCAGACGGAUAGUAGUAGUAACGGAAGUGGUCUUGUGCGCCGCCUGAGCUCCGUCCGCCGAAGGCUUAGUGCUCGUCGUACCUCCACCAUAGACUCCAUCCCCGCCACGACUGCAGCCAAGGAUAUUACAAGUAGGACGCAUCACGUCCGCAAUAGAAUGGCAGGGAGGAAGCUGGAUGGUAAAGAGCAUCCGUUUUGGCGCCCACACGGUUUCUGGGAAGAUUAUGACAACGAAUGUGCCAUUAGCGAUGGUAACGGAAAUGCUACCAACAACGUUCCCAAGACCACGACUACGAUCACUGCUGGAAAGGACCUCGCGUCUGGCGGAUACGAGAGCGGACAAUAUGUCAGCAACACACUUGGGAUCCCGCAGAACCGCAAACCAUUCCAGGGCCCGAUUGCAUUGAUCCGGCGUGUCUCGCAGCGAUCCCGCUCUAGACCUAACCGCCUAACUAAAUCCUCCAGUAAGACCAACAUCACCUCAUUCUCUCCUGAUUCCCGACGGGAGAAACGUGUCCGUUACCGGCCCCUACACGAGGUACAAGAUUGGAUCACCCGCACUCGUCAGCGUCGCGAACAAGAGAAACUCGAAGCACGCCGGGAGAAGCUCCGCAGAGCCAUUGGCGGGAAUGUUAUCGUUGACUAUCACAGCGUAGCCUCGACUAUGGACCCGGAAAGCGUCUUCUUUUCGCCUCGAAGAGAGGUGAACUAG